GCAUCCUGUUCUAUUUAUAGCAGAACAGCUGAAAUGUGAGGGGUCACAAUAGGAGGAUAAAUACACGGGUCAGCAGUCUGCAGGGGUGUCGCAGACGAAAGCCAGAUCUCCGUCCCUCUCACAGCUCUCCUCUGAACUCAAAGAGCCAAGAUGCCUCAUGCAUAUCCCUUCCUGACUCCUGAGCAGAAGAAGGAGCUCAGUGAUAUUGCCCAGAGGAUCGUUGCUACCGGCAAGGGAAUCCUUGCUGCCGAUGAGUCCACUGGCAGUGUAGCCAAGCGCUUCCAGAGCAUCAAUGCUGAGAACACGGAGGAGAACAGGAGGUUGUACCGCCAGCUUCUCUUCACCGCUGAUGACCGCGUCAAGCCCUGCAUCGGUGGAGUGAUUCUCUUCCAUGAGACCAUGUACCAAAAGACUGAUGAUGGCAAACUCUUCACCCAGUUCUUGAAGGACAGAGGCAUGGUGGUAGGAAUCAAGGUCGACAAAGGUGUUGUUCCUCUGGCUGGAACCAAUGGCGAGACCACCACACAGGGCCUUGAUGGACUUUAUGAACGUUGUGCCCAGUACAAGAAGGACGGUGCUGACUUUGCCAAAUGGCGCUGUGUUCUGAAGAUCACUCCAACAACUCCCUCAAGACUGGCCAUCAUCGAGAAUGCCAACGUUCUAGCUCGCUAUGCUAGCAUCUGCCAGAUGCACGGCAUUGUGCCCAUUGUUGAGCCUGAGAUUCUUCCUGACGGUGACCAUGACCUGAAGCGUUGCCAGUAUGUCACUGAGAAGGUCCUAGCUGCUGUCUACAAGGCCUUGUCUGAUCACCAUGUCUACCUGGAAGGUACCCUGCUCAAGCCCAACAUGGUUACUGCUGGACACUCCUGCUCACACAAGUACAGCAGCCAGGAAAUCGCCAUGGCAACUGUCACUGCCCUGCGCCGCACUGUGCCCCCUGCUGUUCCCGGCAUCACCUUCCUGUCUGGUGGCCAGAGUGAGGAGGAAGCCUCUGUCAACCUGAACUCCAUGAACCAGUGCCCUUUGCACAGGCCCUGGGCCCUGACCUUCUCAUAUGGCCGAGCCCUCCAGGCCUCUGCUCUUAAAGCCUGGGGUGGCAAGAAAGAAAACGGAAAAGCAUGCCAGGAGGAGUUCAUCAAGAGAGCACUGGCUAACAACCAGGCCUGCCAGGGUAAAUAUGUUUCCUCUGGAGCCAGUGCUGCUGGUGGAGAGUCUCUGUUUGUUGAAAACCACGCCUAUUGAGCACAGACAACCAUAUUUCCUUCACUUGCUUCCUUCAAAUAUGAUCAGCAUGGAACAUGUCAUCUUUGCCACAGUCUCUAUAAUCAUCACGCUGCAACUGAAAAAUGACAUGUUGACAAAAUGUCCACAGGAGCUAAAGCUGUGUCUUUCUUUUGGGCUAUUGCUUGGAUUAGGAGACUCUGGAAAAAUGUUCUGCCUCCAUUCCCAUACCCUUUUGGUAAACACGUUUGGGUGAAGAGUCCCGCAAUGUUUUUACACAAUUUGUACUAUUCUUUUCUCGGUCGACUUUCAUCAAGUGUAGUAUGCAAUUUAUACUAAUACUAUGAAAUAAAGCCUUUACCCUCA
This is a messenger RNA of Cynoglossus semilaevis (tongue sole), 1587 nucleotides long. It is a transcript of the gene aldoab, whose product is annotated as aldolase a, fructose-bisphosphate, b. Gene Ontology annotation, biological process: glycolytic process. The record is from RefSeq and is a predicted model, not a curated record. Gene Ontology annotation, molecular function: fructose-bisphosphate aldolase activity. Lineage: Eukaryota; Metazoa; Chordata; Actinopteri; Pleuronectiformes; Cynoglossidae. The coding region runs from base 151 to 1242 and encodes 363 amino acids. The transcript has 7 exons.